Drosophila subpulchrella is the source of this 1627-nucleotide messenger RNA. RefSeq names its product lipase 3. Gene Ontology annotation, biological process: lipid metabolic process. Bases 139 to 1359 code for a protein of 406 amino acids. NCBI's taxonomy places the organism in Eukaryota, Metazoa, Arthropoda, Insecta, Diptera, Drosophilidae. Gene Ontology annotation, molecular function: hydrolase activity, acting on ester bonds. The transcript has 4 exons. The record is from RefSeq and is a predicted model, not a curated record.
CACCGGGAACAGUUCUAGUUCUAAAAACUUGACGACUUCCGAUAAAUUGUAGAAAGCUAUGAUUCGAGGCAGGAUUAGCAAGGAUAUCGAAAUAGGAUAAAAUCAAGCAGUAUUUAAAAUAAAAUAUAGGAGGGCAACAUGUUUAGAAUCUGUAGUUUAAAGUACUUGUGUGGCAGUUUGAUCUGUCUUUACUUUUCUUGUAAUAUGGUUUCUUGCAACUUGAUUGAGGUCGACAAAAACAUUUUAGAGGAUGCCAAUCUAAUCACGCCUGAUCUAAUCAAAAAAUAUGGAUAUCCGGUGGAAACCCAUAAGAUUCAAGCAAAGGAUGGCUUUGUCCUCACGGCCCAUCGAAUUCCAAAGCCCGGCGGACAACCAGUUUUGAUGGUACAUGGCCUGCUGGAUAGUUCAAUUGCAUAUGUGAUUUUGGGACCGGAAAGGUCCUUGGGCUUCCUGCUCAGCGAUUUGGGGUACGAUAUUUGGCUGCUCAACACCCGGGGAAAUCGAUAUUCGCGCAAGCACAAGCGAUUCCAUCGAUACCAGCCGCAGUUCUGGGAUUUCUCCUUUCACGAACUCGGGAUCUACGAUCUUCCUGCUGCCGUCGAUUAUGUCCUUGCGAGGAGCAAGGGAUUCGAGCAGAUCCACUACGUGGGUCACUCGCAGGGCACAACAUCCUUCUUUGUGAUGGGCAGUGAGCGACCUGCCUACAUGAAAAAGAUCAAAUCAAUGCAGGCCCUGGCUCCGGUGGCAUAUUGGGAUUACAUCGACUCACCCAUUAUUCUAACUUUUGUAAAGUACCUAAGGCCCUUGGCAUUCAUUGCUAAAUCGCUUGGCAUCCACGAAUUUCUACCGGAAAACGAUGUUUGGCGAAGACUUGGUAAUAAGCUCUGCAGCUUUGUGUUUCAAAACACUUGUGCCUACUUCAUCCAGGAGGUUAUGGGCGUGGAUUUCAAGCAGUUCAAUACCAGCCUGGUGCCGCUUUUCACGGGACACGCAUCCUCGGGAUCAUCCUUAAAGUCCCUGUGGCACUAUGGUCAACAGAUCCACAGUGGAGGGUUCUUCAAGUACGAUUACUACAACUCCUGGGAGAAUCGAAGAAGACACGGCGCCGACACUCCGCCACAGUACAAAGUGGCUAACGUUGAUUGCAAAGUUGCACUGUACUACAGUAAAAACGAUCGCCUGACCUCCGAUAUAGAUGUUGUGAGGUUACGCGACACUCUGCCAAAUGUGGUGCUCGAUUACCUGAUACCGGAUCCCCUUUAUAACCACGUUAAUUUCAUUUGGGGAAACGACGUGAAAACAGUGAUAAAUGAUCGUAUGGUGGAAAUCAUGCGGAAAGUGGAUAACGGCGAGUUGUAGGCUGAUUCUUGACGUGAAAACAGUGAUAACUGAUCGGUGGAAAUCAUGCGGAAAGUGGAAAACGGCGAGUUGUAGGUUGACUUUUGACGUGAAAACAGUGAUAAAUGAUCGUAUGGUGGAAAUCAUGCGGAAAGCGGACAACGGCGAGUUGUAGGUUGAUUUUGAAAAAAUAUUAGAAUGUGCCAAAAAUGAAAUCCAAAUUUAUUUUACCUUAAUAAAGAAUAUCUUUCUCGUAUUAGAAAUAUCCACCUAACAAAUAUAAAAUACA